AAAAAUUCAAAGUCCAAGAUGACAACCCUCAAGGACCAGCUGAUUGUGAAUCUUCUUAAGGAAGAACAGGUCCCCCAGAACAAAAUUACAGUUGUUGGAGUUGGUGCUGUUGGCAUGGCUUGUGCCGUCAGUAUCUUAAUGAAGGACUUGGCUGAUGAGCUUGCCCUUGUUGAUAUCAUGGAAGACAAGCUAAAGGGAGAGUUGAUAGAUCUACAGCAUGGCAGCCUUUUCCUUUUCCUUAAGACACCAAAAAUUGUCUCCAGCAAAGACUAUAGUGUGACUGCAAACUCCAAGCUGGUCAUUAUCACAGCAGGGGCUGAAAAGCAAGAGGGAGAGAGCCGGUUCAAUUUGGUCCAGCAAAACGUGAACAUAUUCAAGUUCAUCAUUCUGAACAUUGUGAAGUACAGUCCACAGAGCAAUCUGCUCAUGGUGUCAAAUCCAGUGGAUAUCUUGACCUACGUGGCUUGGAAAAUCAGUGGCUUUCUCAAAAGCAGAGUUAUUGGAAGUGAUUGCAAUCUGGAUUCAGCUCAGUGUUAUCUGAUGGGAAAAAGGCUGGGAGUUCACCCAAUGAGCUGUCAUGGGUGGGUCCUAGGAGAGUAUGGUGACUGCAGUGUGCCUGUGUGGAGUGGUGUGAAUGUUGCCAGCAUCUCCCUGAAGUCUCUGAACCCAGAACUGAUUAAGGGUCUCUAUGGAAUCAAGGAUGACAUCUUCCUCAGUGUCCCAUGUAUCCUGGGACAAAAUGGAAUCUCAGAUGUUGUGAAGGUGACACUGACUCCUGAGGAGGAGGCCCACCUGAAGAGUGCAGAUACCCUCUGGGGAAUCCAGAAGGAGCUGCAGUUCUAAAGUCUUUCCAGUGUCCUAGCACUUCACUGUCCAGGCUGC
This is a messenger RNA of Rattus rattus (black rat), 882 nucleotides long. RefSeq names its product L-lactate dehydrogenase A chain-like. The record is from RefSeq and is a predicted model, not a curated record. Lineage: Eukaryota; Metazoa; Chordata; Mammalia; Rodentia; Muridae. Gene Ontology annotation, molecular function: oxidoreductase activity, acting on the CH-OH group of donors, NAD or NADP as acceptor. Gene Ontology annotation, biological process: carboxylic acid metabolic process.